AUGUUCGAUGAGCAGAAGGAACUCUCUGAGCGUUAUGUGAAAUUCAACGUGCAAGAACUAAUGAAGGCUGCUAUCAAUGUCUGCGAAGGAGCAACAAACUGUGGAAUCACUAAGUGCGCCGAGGGUUUUUCCAACAAAGGGUUUAUCUUGACCAUGGAUAACGGAUCUGAAGUUUUUGCUAAGAUCCCAAACCUCAUCGCCGGUCCUGCUCGUCUCACCAUCGCUUCUGAAGUUGUUACGCGAGAGCUGCUCCGUGACGUGUUCAAGAUACCCGUACCUCGAGUCCUCGCAUGGUCGUCUGACCCUAAUAACCCUGUCGAAGCCGAGUAUAUUAUCGAAGAAAGGGCAACCGGCCGGAAGUUACAGUCGAUUGAUCAGGUGGUUGAUAUGGAAAACAGAUUAACGGGCAUUACCUUCGAUAGUCAUGGGUGCAUUUACUUCAUGGAGGACCUGCGCACAUUGAUUGAUGAGACUGGGGUUGACAUCGCCCCUCUUGGUCCGGGAUCCCUCAAACACUUCUCUCUGGGGCCCCUCACCAGCCGUGAACUGUGGGAGGGUGCUAGGAGAGACAUGAAACUGGAUCGCGGACCUUUGGCACCUUAUCUAGUCCCCGGAUCAACUGACAGGCUCGCAUCGGCUAAUGUUCUUUGGCACCCUGAUCUCCAUUUGGAGAAUAUCUUCGUCGAUUCAGUCACAGGUAAGAUCACCGGUAUUGUGGACUGGCAAUUAGCAUGUGUCACACCUAUGUUCUACCAAUCUGAUGUGCCGCGGCUGUGCCAACAUUUUGGGACUGUCUGGGAAGGCUGA
Molecule: messenger RNA, 807 nt
Organism: Aspergillus glaucus CBS 516.65
Lineage: Eukaryota; Fungi; Ascomycota; Eurotiomycetes; Eurotiales; Aspergillaceae
Exons: 5
Coding region: 1-807 (268 amino acids)
Cellular component (GO): mitochondrion
Source: RefSeq, a predicted model, not a curated record